Eurytemora carolleeae is the source of this 767-nucleotide messenger RNA. RefSeq names its product calcineurin B homologous protein 1. Lineage: Eukaryota; Metazoa; Arthropoda; Copepoda; Calanoida; Temoridae. Bases 85 to 663 code for a protein of 192 amino acids. Gene Ontology annotation, molecular function: calcium ion binding. The transcript has 7 exons. The record is from RefSeq and is a predicted model, not a curated record.
AUUUCUGUUUCUAGAAAUCCGCAAACAACAUCUUAUUAAAUCCGGGAGUAUUUCCUUAAACAAAUUUAAAGCCAAGUUAACAAAAUGGGAAAUAAGUUUGCGAAAAAUGAGCCCAGCCGAGAUGUCGAAGCUUUGGCACAGGAAACUGAUUUGUCGACUGCAUUUGUGACGAGAUUAAGUGAAAGAUUUGAUGUUUUAGACAAACAAAAGAAAGGAUAUCUAACUAAGGAAGAUCUGACUGCUAUUAUAUCUCUUGGUGCGAACCCUAUGGCAGAAAAGCUGGCAUGUACAGCUCUCUAUCCCCCUUACGAUCUCAAUCCUUCAGCAGAAAGGGCAGAGUAUAUGGACUUAAGCCAUUUCUGCAAACUGAUCGCUUUAUUCGAGCCUAACCUGAGAAAAUCUCCUCAUCUUACAAGAGUACAUAGACUUACUUUUCUUUUCAGGUUGAUGAAACUUGACGAUGCUGAAAUGUUGAAUACAGCUGGCCUAGAGGAGAUAUUAUCUGUUGCUCUAGGUGAGGUUAGGAAAGGAGAGAUCAGAGCUAUAGCAGAAAAGGCGAUUAUGGAAAUCAAGGAAUAUCAAGGAGAUGCCAUAGAUUACGAUAGAUUCAUCGAGGUUUGUAUUAAACUGAAUGUAGAUCAGAAGCUUCUAAAUGUUGUCUAGAGCUUCAUACAUAAUACAUACUUGACACUCUCAGUAACUAAUUUUAAAAUAUAAUAUUAUAAUUGUAUAUUUCAUGUUUUUAUUCUAUAAAUUUGAUAUAAAUA